CGCAAUAUUGCUACCAUAGCACUGAAUGUGAGAUAUUUUUCAUAUAUCUUAACUUGAUUAUUGGAAUUUGAAUUUCAAAGCAGUAAAUAAACCGAGAAAGCAGUAUGUCGCGUGAAUCAGUCCAACGUGGAUUUUUCCUGCUGUGUAAAUACCUCCCCGCCCUGGCCUUACAGGGGGUAGGGUUUUUUACCCCUCACUGGAUAGAAAAUGAAAAGUAUAACUGUUCACAAGGACUUCUCGUAAAUAAGAACUGUACCAGUGAUGUCGAAGAUCUCCAUUCCGCCGUGCUGGGUUUGGAGUCCGUCGCCUUCGCCCUCCUUGCCAUAACAACCAUUGUAAAUAUCAUUCUGGAGUGUUGCUAUGGAGAGAACAAUCCCUUGACAACCAAAACUCGCUGCAUCAGCGCAUUUUUCUUCGGAAUCGGAGGUAUUCUGGGAUUGAUAGGCUGUGUCGCUGUUUUUGCAGAGUAUACACACCAAACUAGGGGGUGGUCUUUUUGGGUUAGCUUUGCAGGAUCUAUCGUUGCUAUAGUCACGUGGACAACCUUCAAGGAAAGCAGGGACCUCUUUAAAGACACAAGUUACCAAACACUGUAAUAAAUACAGGACGCACUCUCCACAGAGUCUUGGUGCACGGAGCUAUCUUUUCGGGGGUUUUGUAGGUCUAUGUGUGUAAAUAUUUCAUAUUGUACGGAAAUAUAGAUUAUGAAAAAAUUUACGUAUCCUAAACAAAGUACACUGAUGAAAAGAAACUUGAAAUACGGAAAUAAUUCAUGCUAAAACAUGUACAUAAUUUUAAUUUUAUUUUUAUUUCAAUCUUAUUAAUGAAAUAUAUUUUAAUAUAUAUUAAAAGUCUUAAAGAUGUCAUUAAAGUCAAUUUAUUGAAGGAAUUGUUAUUAUUUUUUAUUAUUAUUAUUUUUUUCGGAUAUAAACUUAUUUCAUUUGAUCAAACUGUAUAUUUGGAUUGAGUUUAAUUCUUCAGUUUUACCGGUAUUUCUGUGCAUGUUGUGUACAUAUUUUUUCUAAAUAUAUUUUGCAAAGGAAUGAUUACUUAUUUGAAACUUUUUUGCUUGUUAUAUAAACCUUGUCGAUUGUUUGAAAUUUUGCACACCCAUUUUGUGUAUUUUAUAUUUGUAUGAUUCGGAAAGAGACUCAUUUCCUUACAUAGCAUAAUAUAUGCUUUUGCUUGUAAUUUCACAGUAUUGUUUGUUAUUGUAAUUUUUUAAAACAAAUUUAUUGCUAAAAAGAUUUGUAUAAUUAAAUAUUUACAUUUGCAAAUGUUUUCCCUUAAAUAAUACUUUGAAUAAGUCGUUUUUAUACCUGUGUAAAAACCAGCUCAUCAUGUGACCAUAAAUUGAUUGUUUAGUCAUAAACGAUCUACGUAAUUUCAUAGUGACGUCAUAAGUGAUCGAUGCGUUCAAUACAUUAAAUUUAUAUCGUUGAAGAUUUAAAAAAUAAAUCAUUUUAUGGGUUUUAAACUAUAGGACAAAACUAUUUGUAAUAAAUCAGUCACAAAUGUAAAUAUAAGUAAUAAGGUAUCAUUUUAAAACUUUUAUCGAGAUGUAAAUACGGGUUGGCACGUGAUCAAAUCUACUAUAAAGCACUUCGGGCUUUAUGGGAUUUGAUCACAUGACCAAUCCGUAUUUACAUCCUAAUAAAAGUUUUAAAAUGAUACCUUAUUUCUUAAAUAACUGAAAUGAAUGCACUUCAACAUUUUCUAAUUUUCUCAAUGAACCUAUCUAUGAUCAUAUUUUAUGAAUAUAUCAGCAGACCUGUCUGACAUAAAUUACAGAUUAAUACGAAUACGAAAUUCUGAAGAUUUUUGGUGAAUCUCUGUUAUUUAUAAAAACAUGAUUUGAAAUUUUUAAAACAAUCAAUACAUAAAAAAGUAUUUCAAAAUGGAAUGGAUUAAAAAUUUUAAAAAUAAACUUUUCUAUAAGAAUU
Saccostrea echinata is the source of this 1943-nucleotide messenger RNA. RefSeq lists its product as uncharacterized. NCBI's taxonomy places the organism in Eukaryota, Metazoa, Mollusca, Bivalvia, Ostreida, Ostreidae. Bases 105 to 596 code for a protein of 163 amino acids. The record is from RefSeq and is a predicted model, not a curated record. The transcript has 4 exons.